UGGAGCUGCCCACCUUACCAGGAAGUGAUUAGCACACACCCACAGGAGGAAACUGAAACACACUUACACACUUCAGAAAGGGUGACUUCUGAGCAGCCUGUGAUGUUGAAAUGAAGCUUGAUGAAAAAGUUGUCACCUAUUUUGAAUCUUGCAACUCACCUGUAGACAAAGAAGGGUUCCUGUACAAGAAGGGUGAGAUAAAGACUUCCUAUCAGAAGCGCUGGUGCGUGUUGAAGGGGAACCUCCUCUUCUACAAGGACCGGCCGUCUGACCGGGACCUGACAGGAGUGAUUGUUCUGGAGGGCUGCACCGUCCAGCUGUGCGAGUCCGAGGAGCAGUUCGCCUUCUCACUGGUGUGGAGCGACCCGGGACUGAGGACGUACAAGUUUGCUGCCGAGGACCAGGCCAGUCAGGAGAGCUGGAUCAAAGCCCUGCUGUCGGCCAACCACAGCUACCUGGCCCUGCUAGUGAUGGACCUGGAGAAGAAGUACAGAGAUGCGUUAGGCGAGUUAUCCAGUGAACCAGCCAACACUUUCAUCAUGCCAAAUUUCAACACAGCAGAAGUGGGACAUCCUGCCGCCUGUUUGAGCGCACAAAUUUCAACCCAGCUCUCCUCGUUUCCAGCGCCAGGCGUGGGAGCAGGGCCCGGUCUGAGCUCCAAUCAGAUGCUUCAAGCUCUGACCAUUUCACCCAAAUCAGCCAGUAAAAAAUCACCCAAACUCUGGCCCAAGAGGAAUGCAAAUGUGGUGCCUAUUAACACUCCUGCUCUGCCGUUGGAGGAGUGGUCAGGGGUCUGUUUUCCCAAGGAGGAGUUUUGUAAAUUGCAUGAGGAUUUUGGAAAAGAGGUGAAGGAACUGAUUGCCGAUUGGUCAAAGAGGGGACAACACGAUGAAGUUGUUCAGGAAGAAAACCUAAUAGAUUUUGGAUGAUACAUGUCAAGUGUAUACGGUGUCUAAAACAUAGAUUCAAUAACUGGGGUUGCAUUGCAAAGCUGUUAUGUAAACAGAACCACAAUUAUUGUUAAGAUAUAUUCCAUAUAUUUAUAUUUGUUUAAGAGCAUGCUGUUUCUUUUUUUACUUAUUGUGCCAUACAAACAAUAAACGAUCUAUGAUCUG
Molecule: messenger RNA, 1115 nt
Organism: Morone saxatilis (striped sea-bass)
Lineage: Eukaryota; Metazoa; Chordata; Actinopteri; Moronidae
Product: sesquipedalian-1-like
Exons: 4
Coding region: 111-929 (272 amino acids)
Biological process (GO): receptor recycling; retrograde transport, endosome to Golgi; endosome organization
Cellular component (GO): recycling endosome; early endosome; trans-Golgi network
Source: RefSeq, a predicted model, not a curated record